UGUUAUGUUGAUUGAUUUUUGAGAAUGUUGCCACAAAAAUUACAUUGUAAAUAGCGAUUGUCAAUGACAGCUUCCAUGAAAUGUAAAUGUGGCUGGAACUUGCCUGGAUGUGUGUAAAUUCAACAACUCCAAAGAAGCUUAGCACUGCACCAUCCAAGAUAAUGUGGUCCACUUAACACCCCAUCCACCAUAGGGCCAGUAUGUUUCUCAUCUGGCCCAGCCAGAGGAAUAAGAGCAUCUGAUGCAAGCGAACACCACCACCUGCAGGUUCCCCUCACAUACCAGCCCUACUUGGAAAUGCCGCCAUUCCUUUCUUGUCUCUGAGUCUAAAUUUUGGUGCUUUCUGCUUAAUAGUACAUUGCAAUGAAAAUUGUUUAAAAAGUCAAACUACAGGUGCUGUAAAUCUGAUAUCAAAACAGAAGCUAAUGGAAAUGCUCAGCAAGUCGGAGAGUAGCUGUGGAAUGAAAUAACUAACGUUUCAGGUCCCAAUUCUGACCAAGGUCUCGGCCUGAACUGUUUCUCCACUGCCACUUCGCAACCUGCCUCAUGUUUCCAGCAUUUCCUGUUUUUAUUAACAUGGCGAGAACUCCUUCACCAGUGGUUCGAGCAGCGUACUCGCCACUACCUUCAUAAGGGGAAUUAGGAGUGAACAAUAAAAAAAACGCACUGAUUUCUCAUGGUGGAGGGCGAUAGACGUGCCCCCUCCGUCGUCCUCCUGUUCUCCCCAACCAAAAUAUAAACUGGUGAAAUCUGAACCUUGGACUGGACCCUUUCAAGAUCUGUGCAGAAUCAUCUAUUUUUUUAAAGAACUCAUAAAUUUCUUCAUUUGGUGAUUUGGAAAUCAGGUACAGAAUGUCACGAAAGGGGAUUAUGUUGUAAUAUGUGUACUGCUCCGCACAGGACAUUAUCCCGCUGCGUGAUGCAAGACAUUGUAAUCGAAUGUUUUUUUCUUGUAGUUUUCCAUUUGUAACGUUGCCCCAUCACCAGGUGCUUUUGUGUACCCUGACAAAAGGACAGUGCGAGUCACCGAGAGCUUCGAUUGUGAGUCGGGGUUGUUGGUUACGAGGUCAUGACACCUCAUCAUAAGUAUAACUUCGGUUUUCAAAAUGUAUCUGUUUCCAACUUAAAGCAGGGAAAUAUUAAUAUGAAAAUCACCAACUGACCAAAACUGCAAAUUUACUGUAUUAAACAUUGGCGUUACCCGUGAACUUCCCAGUCCUCAUACGGACGAGGGAUGGAGAAAUGAGCAACACAUUCCAAAACCUUCAAAAGAAGGACAUUUUCUUAUAUAGGGCCAAAUCUGGGUGAAACCGGGAACUGGAACCCUAACUGCGAUGAAGGUAGAAGACCAUAAAUGUUCAAUAUAUUUAUAAAUUAACCGGUCUUAAAUAACAUAAAAGAAUGUCAACCAGUGUUGUGGUGUCAAAUCUUCUGCUCAUAGAGUUUACAUGGGUCCUAAGAGAUACCGUGGGUCGUCUAUUAAAAAAUAAUGGGCGGCACAGAGCCGCUGCCUCACAGCGUCAGAGACCCGGGUUCGAUCCUGGUGCUGUCUGUGUUGAGUUUUGCACGUUCUCCCAGUGACCGUGUGGGUUUUCUCCGGGAGCUCCGAUUUCAUCCCACACCCCAAAGACCUGCGUGUUUGUAGGUUCAUUGGCUUCGGUAAAUUGACCAGAGUGUGUAGGGAGUGGAUGAAAAAAAUUGGAUAGCAUAGAACUAGUGUGUGAACUCCAUGGGCCGAAGGUUUUAUUUUCCGUGUUUUUCUUAAGUACUAAGAAUGGGACAGAGUGCUGGAGUAACUCAGCCGGUCAGGCAGCAUCUGGAGAACAUGCAUAGGUAACGUUUCGGGUCGGGAUCUGUUUCAAUGUAUUUAUAAAAUCGACUGUUCUUAAAUACUAUAAAGCAAUAUCCCUCUUCACGCUCAAAUAAAAUAAAAAAAAUACUGCUGUCAGUUUUGAAAUGUGACCAUGUUUAAAAAUAACAGACACACAGCCAUUUCAUAUUUUCUUUUCUCCCGCUACCAUGAACCAUCUAUCUUGCACCGAUGUCUGGAGUGUCACAUGAAAUAUCUGGCGCCGAACAACAGAAGCCUUCUUGAUUGGUUCGGCCGCUUAUAGUAGGAAAGAUACUUCCGCAGCUCAGCUCCUGAUCGGUCAAUUUACCGAGCCCCCUCCCCUCUCUCCGUCAACCUUGGUUGACAGCCACUGCUGCAUCAAUAUAAACCCAGCAGAAUGAAGGUAUGUUGCAGGGAUGCUGGCGAAGCCGGUUCCGGCCAACAGUCCGUCAACUCUUGCUGACAUGCCGGGUCCUAGCGCCGUCCGUUUUGCCUACGAUCUCUUCUUCAAUAAAGGGAUUUCCAGGUUACAUGAGCUGCAGCUUGAGGGCAAAGCGAAGUACGGGCCAGUGUGGAAGGCCCGUUUUGGUCCUAUCCUCACCGUACACAUUGCAGAUCCAGCGUUAAUCGAACAAGUCUUGCGGCAGGAGGGCCAGCACCCAAUCCGAUCGGAUUUGUCGUCUUGGAAAGAUUACAGGCAGCACCGAGGACACGCGUACGGGCUCCUCACUGCGGAGGGCGAGGAGUGGCAGGAACUCCGCAGCACACUCAGCAAGCACAUGCUGAAGCCCAAGCAAGUGGCGGCGUACGACGGUGUCCUUAACAACGUCAUCACUGACCUGGUCCUUCGCCUGCGUCAGCAGAGGGCAAGCAGCAGCCGCCUCCUGGUCAGGGACUUGGCUGGCGAGUUCUACAAGUUUGGAUUGGAAGGUAUCUCCGCGGUGCUUUUUGAGACUCGGAUUGGCUGCCUCAAGACGGACGUUCCCAAAGAAACAGAAGACUUUAUCCAGUCAAUUAACACCAUGUUCCAAAUGACGCUCCUCACCAUGGCCAUGCCCAAGUUCCUGCACAAAAUCUACCCGGGACCCUGGCAGACAUUUGUCGCCUGCUGGGAUUACAUGUUCGCCUUUGCCAAAGGACACAUCGAUAGAAGGAUGGUUGAAGUUCAACACAAGUUAGCAAGAAGCCAACCAGUCGAGGGAACGUACCUGACCUACUUCCUUUCCACCCAGAAGCUCCCGAUGAGAACCAUUUAUGGAAAUGUCACCGAGUUGCUGCUGGCUGGUGUGGACACUAUUUCCAGCACAAUGUCAUGGAGCCUUUACGAGUUGGCCCGGCACCCAGAUAUUCAAGCAGCCCUGCACCGGGAAAUAAGAGAGACGGUUGGCGACAAACCCAUCCCUUCAGCUGCUGACGUGGCAAAGAUUCCGCUUCUGAAAGCUGUUGUGAAGGAAAUACUGAGGCUUUACCCUGUAAUACCAGGUAAUGCCCGUGUGAUUCCAGAUAAGGAUAUCCAAAUUGGAGAAUACAUCAUUCCGCAAAAUACUCUGAUCACUCUGUGUCACUACGCAACCUCACGAGACAAAGAGGUCUUCCCCAACCCUGACUCAUUCCAGCCGAUGCGAUGGCUUCACAAGGACGACAAUUUCCAUCCUUACGCCUCCAUCCCCUUUGGUUUUGGGAAGCGAAGCUGUAUCGGAAGAAGAAUUGCAGAGUUGGAGGUCUACCUGGCUCUGGCAAGAAUCCUGACCCACUUUGAGGUGAGACAGGAGAUCAAAGGCAGCAUCGUAAAACCCAUGACCAGAACUGUGCUGGUGCCAGAGCAGCAGAUCAAUCUUCAGUUUAUUGACAGAUGAACGGGUGUACAGUGAACAGCUCCAGUACCACGAUGAGAGAACCCAAACCCACUGAUCCCAGCUUUAACUCUGGCCAACAAGAUUUUUUCUGGGACUUUACCAAGUGCUGUCUGGAAGUCCUUAAAGCAGCUACAGACAUUCCCCUGGCUCAUCACCACUUCAAAAAAUAACGUUAUCAGCUUUGCCAAAUCUGAACAGCUUGGUGUUCAGUCAAUCACUCCAGACAUGAUUGUGGACCCCAGUAACUUCCCCAACAGUGUAUUGGUCUGCAGUUGUCUGCUUCCCCCCCCCCCCCCCCCCCCCGUCUCCUUAAACAGAGUGAAUGCACAAUUGUCCAACCUGAAGAAAUGUUUCCCAAAUCAAGAGAGCUUUGGAAAAUCAUAGGUCAUUUCCCCAUAGGGUGGAAGAGUCAAGGACUAGAGGGUGUAACUUUAAGGUUAGAGAGGCAAAGUUUUUAGGAGAUGUGGGGGGAUGUCUUUUACAGAGGGUGCCUGGAAUGUGCUGCUUAGAAUGGUGGUGGUGUAGGCAGAUACGAUAGCGGUGUUUAAGUUGCUUUUAGAUAGGCACAUGGAUAUGCAGGGAAUAGAGGGAUAUGGUUCACAUACAGGCAGUGGAGAUUUGUUUAU
Messenger RNA from Leucoraja erinaceus (little skate), 4313 nucleotides. RefSeq names its product 25-hydroxyvitamin D-1 alpha hydroxylase, mitochondrial (gene cyp27b1). Gene Ontology annotation, biological process: cholesterol metabolic process; cellular response to peptide hormone stimulus; cortisol metabolic process. Gene Ontology annotation, cellular component: mitochondrial inner membrane. The record is from RefSeq and is a predicted model, not a curated record. NCBI's taxonomy places the organism in Eukaryota, Metazoa, Chordata, Chondrichthyes, Rajiformes, Rajidae. The transcript is spliced from 10 exons. Bases 2248 to 3687 code for a protein of 479 amino acids. Gene Ontology annotation, molecular function: oxidoreductase activity, acting on paired donors, with incorporation or reduction of molecular oxygen; iron ion binding; heme binding.